Messenger RNA from Moesziomyces antarcticus, 369 nucleotides. RefSeq names its product vacuolar transporter chaperone 1. The coding region runs from base 1 to 369 and encodes 122 amino acids. The transcript has 3 exons. The record is from RefSeq and is a predicted model, not a curated record. Gene Ontology annotation, cellular component: fungal-type vacuole membrane; vacuolar transporter chaperone complex. Lineage: Eukaryota; Fungi; Basidiomycota; Ustilaginomycetes; Ustilaginales; Ustilaginaceae.
AUGUCCACCCAGCCUCUUCUCCAACGCACGGCCGGCAAGCGUAUCGCGCUCCCCGUCCGUGUCGAGCCGAAAGUCUUCUUCGCCAACGAGCGAACAUUCUUGUCAUGGCUCAACUUCACCGUCACCCUCUCCGCACUCGCAGCCGGUCUGCUCAACUUCGGUGACAAGAUCGGCCGCAUCUCGGCUGCCAUGUUCUCCUUUGUUGCCAUGGCUAUCAUGAUCUACGCAUUGUUGACGUACCACUGGCGAGCGAGCGCCAUCCGCAAUCGCGGAUCGGGCCCGUACGACGACCGCUUCGGCCCCACCGUCCUCUCGGUCAUGCUGCUCAUCGCCGUGCUCGUCAACUUUAUCCUCCGUUUCAACGCCUAA